AUGGCCCCCGCCGCAGCUCGUGCCGUUGACGGCAUUCUAUCUCCCAUUGACCUCAAGACGAUUCCGCCUUUCUAUCGUCGCAAGAAUGGUAUCCUUCUCUACUUCCUCCUCACGUCCUCUCUGCUGGCGAGUAUGGCACUGGGCAUUGACGGGUCAAUGACCAACGGCAUGCAAGUCCUAGAGACUUGGCAGGAGCGCUUCGGCCACCCGACCGGCUCUACACUUGGUUUCUUCGGAGCCGCAAACGCUAUCGGCGGCGUCAUUCCGUUCAUCUUCCUCGGCUGGAUCGGCGAUGUCCUCGGGCGCCGUGUGCCGACGGCGCUGGGAUCUAUCGUCAUCAUCACGGGUGUCCUGAUCGAAUUCUUCGCGACGUCCCUCGACAUGUACAUCGGCGGCAAGAUCGUGCUUGGCUUUGGCUCCUCUCUGAUCCAGAUGGGCGCUCCUGUUCUUGUUACCGAGUUGAGCCAUCCCAAGGAGCGUGUGCAGAUCACCACUUUCUACAACACAUCGAUUGUGCUGGGCUAUGUCAUCGGCGCCUGGGCAACCUUUGGCUGCUACCGCAUCCAGAGCCAGUGGGCGUGGAGGCUGCCGACUCUGAUCCAGAUCAUUCCUUCUGUGUACCAGGGCGCUCUCAUCUUCUUUUGCCCCGAGUCUCCGCGCUGGCUUAUUGCCAAGGGCCGCGUCGAUGAGGCCAGGGCCAUUCUUGUCAAGUACCACGGCGAAUGCAACCCCAACUCCGAACUAGUCGAGUUCGAGUGCGCCGAGAUCCAACAGGUUAUUGCACAGGAGGCCGAGGCAAACAUGACCUGGAAGGAGUUCUUCUCUUCGAUCCCCAACCUCAAGCGUAUAUCUCUGUGCUUCGCCACUGCUGUCUUCAGCCAGAGCUCGGGCAACCUGCUGGUGUCCAACUAUCUGACCCAGAUCCUGAAGGACACUGGCCUGAAGACGGAGUACGAGAUUACCCUCGUCAACGGGAUGGUCACGCUGUGGCAGUACAUCGUUGCCAUCGCCGUUACGUUGCUCAUUGACCGUUUCAAGCGCCGAUUCUUCUUCGUCACUGGCUCUGCUGGAGUCCUGGUCACGUUCGUCGUCUGGACCAUCGCAUCUCAGCAGUACAUCGAAAAGGGCUCCCUCCCAGCGGGCCGCCUGGUGCUGGCGUGCAUCUUCUUCUUCCAGGCCUUCUACACUCUGGCCUGGACCAACCUGAUCGUCACCUACCCUCUGGAGAUCGUGACCUACCAGAUGCGGGCCAAGACGUGGGCGUUCGUCCUGCUGACCAUCCAGGUCGCAUCGAUCUUCGGCGGCUACGUCAACCCGAUCGGACUUGCCAACAUCGGGUGGAAGUUCUACAUCUACUACUGCGUCUGGGUCGCCAUCAUCUUCCUGAUUGUCUACUUCUUCUUCGUGGAGACUGCCGGACCGACUCUCGAGGAGCUGACGUAUCUGUUUGAGGGCAAGGAUACCAAGAUGCACAUGACCCAUCAGAUCGAGGCGAAGCGGGAUGCUAUGCACGAUGACAAACCGGAACCGGAUAAUGCUUGA
Molecule: messenger RNA, 1542 nt
Organism: Thyridium curvatum
Lineage: Eukaryota; Fungi; Ascomycota; Sordariomycetes; Thyridiales; Thyridiaceae
Exons: 2
Coding region: 1-1542 (513 amino acids)
Biological process (GO): carbohydrate transport; transmembrane transport
Cellular component (GO): membrane
Molecular function (GO): carbohydrate:proton symporter activity
Source: RefSeq, a predicted model, not a curated record